GGGCGUAUUUGACGUUAACGCGAUGACGCAGGGGGCGUCGGCGUGGCCUGCCGUAGCGUGACGUGAGGAGCGGACGGCCGGGGGCGAGUGGGGAGCAGUCGCCAUGGUCGCCGAGGGACGAUGAACAGUCGAUUUUCAUCUGAAGGCUGGUGACUUCUUUCCAAGAGUAACCAGGAAUUUGUGAUCCAUUGGAAAACAAAGUGGUGCAAAAGAUUCUACUUCCAGAAUGUUUCACUUCAGAAUUCUGCCUGCAAUGGCAGUUCUUGGCAGCUUCUCCAGACAAUACUACAGAGCAGCAACUGCAAAUAAGCGCCGGCACAGAUUGAUGAUGGUAACAUUUGUUGGAGUAACAGCUGUUUCAGCAUCAGCAGGCUUAUUGUGGAAAAGAGCACAUGCUGAAGGAGCUGCUUCAGUAAAACAUGUUCCCAAAAAUGGCUCGUCUCGGGUAGAGGAGGAAAAAGAUGGCGGAGAGGCUUUGAAGGCCCAGGAAGAGGACACACAAAAUGAGAAAAAGAAGAGACAAGGAUUCAGAGAUCGGAAGGUCAUGGAAUAUGAGAACCGAAUUCGAGCUUACUCUACUCCAGAUAAGAUAUUCCGAUACUUUGCAACAUUGAGGAUCAUCAGCGAGAAUGGAGAUUCCGAAGUGUUCAUGACACCCCAAGAUUUUGUACGGUCGAUAACACCAAAUGAAAAGCAGCCAGAGAAUCAAGGUCUGGACCAGUUCAUUGUGAAACGAUGUGAUGGGAAGGAUUUCUGGCAGAAACUGACCCAUGGGCGGGAGAAGUUUGUCGAUGAAGACAGCAUAUUUUACACACUGGGCGAAUGUGGACUGAUUUCAUUCUCUGAUUACAUUUUUCUCACCACUGUUCUGUCCACUCCACAUAGGAAUUUUGAAAUUGCCUUUAAGAUGUUUGAUUUGAAUGGCGAUGGUGAAGUUGAUCUGGAGGAGUUUGAACAGGUUCAAAGUAUUAUUCGAUCACAGACAAGUAUAGGCAUGCGUCAUCGAGAUCGCAGUACAACAGGGAACACGCUGAAAUCUGGAGUUAGCUCCGCACUCACCACUUACUUUUUUGGUGCCGAUCUAAAGGGAAAACUGACCAUUAAACUCUUCCUGACGUUCCAGCGUAAAUUGCAACAGGAUGUUCUUAAACUGGAAUUUGAGAGACAGGACCCCAUCAAUGGAAGGAUCACGGAGCGUCAGUUUGGACGAAUGCUUUUGGCAUAUAGUGGCGUCCAGUCCAACAAACUUAAAGCAAUGUUGAAGAGUAUCAAAAAACAAUUCAAAGAUGCAGAGGGCAUUACAUUUGAAGAAGUUGAGCAUUUCUUCACUUUCCUGAAGAACAUUAAUGAUGUGGAUACAGCACUAAGUUUCUAUCACAUGGCAGGGGCCUCCAUUGAUAAAGCGACCAUGAAGCAGGUUGCCAGGACAGUGGCCCGAGUGGAGCUUUCUGACCACGUUUGUGACGUCGUCUUUGCCUUGUUUGAUUCUGAUGGCAAUGGUGAGCUGAGUAACAAGGAGUUCAUCUCCAUCAUGAAGCAGCGGCUAAUGCGUGGUCUGGAGAAACCCAAGGACACCGGCUUCACUCGACUAAUGCGAGCCAUGUGGAAAUGCACGCAGGAGACGGCCUGGGACUUGCCCUAUCUAUCCAAGACUAACAUCUGCUGACGAGUGUUUCAUCAACAUCUCCCCUCACAUUACCUAGGAGCCAGAGGCUAAAGUUUCUCAUCCCAGUUUUAAUUCAAUGCUUAUGGAUUUGUGUUUGCCAUUACUGCUCAGGCAAUUCUUGCUGCUGCUACCAAUAUAGAAGUCUAUAAAUUAUCAACAGGGGCAGCUGGCAAACGUUGAACACAUUUAUAUGGUAGUCCAAUGUCUGCUAUUUUAUUGAAUAUGUAGACAUGUAUUUUCUAUGCAGAAUGGCCAGUGUGGUUUCAAUAUUAUUUACUCGUUAGUGAGAAGGGAGUCCUUUUCAGGCAGUUCUGCAAUAAAUACAAAUGUCAAAGCUAAUAAUUAAAGUCUGAAUUAAACAC
Messenger RNA from Amblyraja radiata (thorny skate), 2028 nucleotides. RefSeq names its product mitochondrial calcium uptake 1 (gene micu1). Lineage: Eukaryota; Metazoa; Chordata; Chondrichthyes; Rajiformes; Rajidae. The record is from RefSeq and is a predicted model, not a curated record. The transcript is spliced from 15 exons. The coding region runs from base 227 to 1666 and encodes 479 amino acids. Gene Ontology annotation, cellular component: uniplex complex. Gene Ontology annotation, molecular function: calcium ion binding. Gene Ontology annotation, biological process: calcium import into the mitochondrion; mitochondrial calcium ion homeostasis.